AUGGCUACCAGACGACAAGCAGCGGCAGCAGCCAGAAAGGCAGCGGCAGCAGCACCGUCCCCCCCUCCCCUAGAUGGUCACACAGUCGCACUCUGCGGAAACUUCACCUCGUACAGCCAUAACCAAUCGUCGAUGGAGGACACGGUGCGUCGGCUGGGCGGCAAGGUGGCCAAGAGCAUCACCAGGACCACCACCCUCCUCAUCUGCUCAGAAGUCGAAUACAUCGACCGCUCCAACAAGGUCAGGGACGCUAUGGCCAAGAAGAUGCCCAUCCUAGGCCCCGGGUGGCUCCUCGACACCGAGCGGGAGAAGAGGGUGGUAGACACGGCUCCUUAUGACUGGGACAUCAUCAAGCCUACCUCUACCAACAAUUCCACUGUCAACAGUGCCAAUGGUGGCGACAAGAAGAAUAAGCGUCCUGCCCCACCGACCCCGGCCGGGGAUGGUGGGCCGGACGUCAAGAAGACCAAGAUCGUGGCCGAGGGUCAGUUUAUGAAGAAUGAUGGCGUUAUACAGCCUGAUGAGCAUUGGCCCCUCGUCGGGUACCAGGUUUAUGUCGAGCCUGACACUUGCCUCAUCUGGGACGCUUCGCUUAACCAGGCUAAUUCGGGGAGGAACAAUAAUAAAUUCUAUCGGAUACAGCAGAUCCUGCACAAUCCAGACACUGGCGAUUACAAGACUUGGACUAGGUGGGGCCGUGUCGGUGACACUGGCCAGAGUGCCAUCCUCGAGGAGGGAGGCCUUGAUGUCGCCGUUACAGAAUUCAAGAGAAAGUUCAAGGACAAGUCCGGUCUGGCGUGGGAGCACCGUGGGGAUGAUCCUAAGCCCAACAAGUACGCUUUUGUUGAGAAGAACUACAAUGACUCGGACGACGAGGAUGAUGAUGAUGACGCCAAGCCCAAGAAGAAGACGGCCAAGCCGGAGGGCGGAUAUGGAGGAGCUGGGGCUGCUGGAGAGGAAGAGGGGGGGGAGCUCGCAUCCCCCAAGUCCGCCCUCCCAAAGCCCGUCCAAGAGCUCAUGGAACUCAUUUUCAACCAGAAGUAUUUCCAGGCCACCAUGGACUAUCUCAACUACGACGCCAACAAGCUGCCCCUGGGCAAGUUGAGCAAGUCAACCAUCACUCGUGGUUUCCAGCAGCUCAAGGACCUGGCAGCCCUGCUCAACGACCCCAGCCUGGCCGCGUCCCGGUGGCAGACCACCCUCGGCCCGGCUCGGGAGCGUCUGUCCAACACGUACUACUCUCUGAUCCCGCACGAUUUCGGCCGCCACCGCCCGCCCACCAUCAUGGACGGUGUCCUACUCAAGAAGGAGAUUGAUCUCCUGGAGAGUCUGUCGGACAUGAAGGCCGCGGCGGACAUCAUGAAGGUGAACAAGAAGACGCAGGAGACGGUCAACAAGUUGGACGCGCAGUUCCAGGGCCUGGGGCUGGAAGAGAUGUGCCCCCUCGACAGGAAGAGCGAUGAGUUCUCCCUGCUGGCGGGGUACCUAAACGGGUCGCGCGGGUCCACGCACCACGUCAGUUACAAGAUCCAGGACAUCUUUCGCGUCGAGCGGCAGGGAGAGCGCGAUCGCUUCGACGCCUCCGAAUUCGCCAGGAUGGUCUCGGCCCCGGCAGGCCAGACGGGCUCGGACCGUCGCCUCCUGUGGCACGGAUCCCGCUGCACCAACUUUGCCGGAAUCCUCAGCCAGGGCCUGCGCAUCGCGCCGCCAGAGGCCCCCGUGUCCGGGUACAUGUUCGGCAAGGGCAUCUACCUGGCCGACAUGUCGUCCAAGUCGGCCGGGUACUGCUCGUCGUCGAUAUCUGACGGUCACGCCCUCCUACUCUUGUGCGAGGCCGAGCUGGGAGACCCCAUGCACGAGCUCAUCCAUUCCAGCUACAGCGCCGGCGAGGAUGCCAAGAAGCUCGGUAAGGUUAGCACGUGGGGUAUGGGGAGGACGGGUCCUUCCAAGUGGACUGACGCUUGUAUUGUGAAUGAUGGCUUGAAGGGUAUCAAGAUGCCCGACCCUGAUACUCCGCCCAGCACUAUUUGUGAAAAUGAUCGAGUUCUCUAUUACAACGAGUAUAUCUGCUACGAUGUUGCUCAGGUCAAGAUUCGUUACCUAUUCCGGGUCAAGAUGUGA
Messenger RNA from Geosmithia morbida, 2121 nucleotides. RefSeq lists its product as uncharacterized. NCBI's taxonomy places the organism in Eukaryota, Fungi, Ascomycota, Sordariomycetes, Hypocreales, Bionectriaceae. The transcript has 3 exons. The record is from RefSeq and is a predicted model, not a curated record. Gene Ontology annotation, molecular function: NAD+ poly-ADP-ribosyltransferase activity. The coding region runs from base 1 to 2121 and encodes 706 amino acids.